This is a messenger RNA of Liolophura sinensis, 405 nucleotides long. Its product is annotated as macrophage scavenger receptor types I and II-like. The transcript is spliced from 2 exons. Gene Ontology annotation, cellular component: membrane. The record is from RefSeq and is a predicted model, not a curated record. Bases 1 to 405 code for a protein of 134 amino acids. NCBI's taxonomy places the organism in Eukaryota, Metazoa, Mollusca, Polyplacophora, Chitonida, Chitonidae.
AUGCAAAAAUUAGCAAAUGUUCCCAUUAACUUGUCAGCUGAUGAUGUCUUUCAAAUCCGGCUGGUGGAUGGGGGCUCAUAUAAUAAGGGACGGGUGGAACUGUAUCUUCCGAGCCAAUGGGGCACGGUUUGUGACAACAGAUUUGAUGACAAUACGGCUUCGGUGGUCUGCCAUAUGUUGGGAUACCCCAGAAUUGGGGCUAAGGCAUGGAGUAAAGCUCAUUUUGGUCAGGGAAAGGGGCCCAUUUGGUUGGACAACGUUCAUUGUGAGGGACAUGAAAACAGCCUUCUGGACUGUUCACAUCGACCUUUGGGAGAUUCCAGCUGCGACCAUUCGGAAGAUGCCGGAGUGACUUGCUGUAUGAGUUCCGUUAAACAUCCCCACAUCAUCAGUUGUGAACCGUAA